This is a messenger RNA of Parathielavia appendiculata, 2230 nucleotides long. RefSeq lists its product as uncharacterized. Bases 103 to 2022 code for a protein of 639 amino acids. The transcript has a single exon. The record is from RefSeq and is a predicted model, not a curated record. NCBI's taxonomy places the organism in Eukaryota, Fungi, Ascomycota, Sordariomycetes, Sordariales, Chaetomiaceae.
CGACAAAAGCUACGCCAAAGAUUGGCCGCGUCACUCGUCAUAUCAACGGUCUACCAUUCCCGAUCUCCUGAUCUCUAGUCAUUUGACGUGUCGCGCCUGCCCAUGGACCCGAUAUCCGUGGCCGGCCUGGCUAUAGGCGUAGCCAGCAUUGCCGCUCAAGUAUUUACCGGCUGCGUCCAGGGCAUCCAGCUUUUGAUCACGGCGUCCAGCUUUCCCGAAGACUGCAAGUAUCUCAACUUGAGGUUGAGAAUGGAGCAACAACGCCUCUUUGCCUGGAGCGAGACAUCGGGACUCCUCGAUCUGGACGCCAAGAACAGACAAAAGGUGCUCGAGUCCAACACAUUCGUUCUGCAUCGUCAGACGGUGCUGGAUUUGCUGGUGCAGGUUGAGUGCCUGUUCAAGGAUUUCAAGGAACACCAGACCCGGAACAAGCGCCUCCAGACUACCCCUGAUCAGGACGACGUCCUCCAGAAGCCGGAGAAGGACGCCGCCGAAGCCAAUGUUCCUCUGUCGCCUCGACGGAGGGACUUCAUCAAGAAGGCCAUGCAGAGCCUGAAGACAACCUCCCAGGAGGCGACGCAGAGAUUGAAAUGGGUGUCGUUCGACAAGGCUGCUUUUGAGCUCCUCCUGUCGAGGUUCUCCACCCUCAACGACAGCAUGACCAACAUUCUCGACGCUCGAAUGCAGAUCGAAAUCCAUCAUACUGUCCAAGACACCAACCGCGGCGUGCUCCAGUUGCACCAUAAGAUUACCGACCUGUCUCGUCUCGUCAUGGCCCUGAACAUCAAACUGGAGGCGAGCUCCCCGCUGCCGGCAUCACAAAUGUCACUGGCACAGAAGCGCACCAACGCCGAUAGCCUCCAACUUUUUUCUCAACUCGCCAAGUUCAAGGCGUUUAACGAGUCGAUCGAGUCCAACGGGAAGACGCCGUGGGACGAGGCUACGGCAAUGUCUCUCGAGCUAGGGACCCCGCACAAGCAGAAGCAUCUGCUCCUUGACCGGUCCAUGGUCGAGCUCGAUCCCGCCGCGGAAGAGUCUGAUCUGCCGAGAUGCGAAGCUAACCUCCGCCUGCCCGGCGGCUCAACAAAAAAAGUCUGGGUUGAAUGGAAGGACUACGACCGGCAGCGCCCAGGAGAUUUGUCACCGCCCAAGAAGGUCAUAUGCGAGAGGGUCCGGAAACUGGCGGCCCUCCUCAGCCACUCUCCCAAGCCCGAGGCCUUUAGGACGCCCCAGUGUCUCGGCUAUUUCGACAAGGCGAGUGGAAUCGAAGACGAGGACGAAGAUAUCUUGAAUAAUCGACUCGGCCUCGUCUUUGAGAGACCCACCGACGACGGCCUUCACACUUCUCUGCCACCCGUCUCGCUACGAGACCUGCUCGAGUCUUCGCGCAAACCGCGAGUGACAGAUAGGGUCAAGCUCGCACACGCCAUCAGCAACUGCGUACUGUACCUCCACGCAGUGAACUGGCUGCACAAGGGACUAAGGAGCCACAACGUCAUCUUCUUUCGAACCACGAGCGGCCGGGUCGAUUAUGCAAAGCCAUACCUGUCGGGAUUCGACUUCUCCAGGCCAGCCCGAGCGGACGAGAUGACGGACAUUCCCGGGCCGGGCGACGACGCCGAGUACAAUCUCUACAGGCAUCCCCUGGCGCAGUCGACCAAACCCGAAGAGCGCGAGCGCUUCAAGAAGAGCUUCGAUAUCUACAGCCUGGGGGUGCUGCUUGUCGAAAUUGCUCACUGGGCACCGGUCGAGAAGGUUCUCGGCAUCGACGUGCAUGCCGCCAGAGCCCGGCCGUCGAUUGCGCUUCGAGUACGUGAGAACCUGCUGACCGAAGACCAGAUUGCCGACCUCGGAGCCUGCAUGGGAGCCGUCUACGAGACCGCCGCACGGAAAUGCAUCACAGGAGGCAGAGAGCUGGGUCUGUCCGAGGGCGACGACGAGACUAACGAUGCCGUGGCCGCCCGGCUUUCUAUGGUUCUCCACGAGCAUGUCGUCAAGCCGCUCGGAGAUGUCCGCAUCUGAGGGGCCCUGGAACUUCCACAUGGGGUCUUCCUCGUCAGAAAGUCUCCUUCAACAUCCCAGGUUGAUGUGUUUUCUGGAAGCACAACAUCCACCCACAUCCUCUUGGUAUCCAAUUCGGCAUCCCACAUCGCCGGUGAAUCCGCCGUCCCAGGAACCGGGAAUGUAUGCUGCGUGAUCUCGCGUUCGGGUGGACGGAAGACUUGUUCAU